This is a messenger RNA of Penicillium oxalicum, 1617 nucleotides long. RefSeq names its product sugar porter family MFS transporter. Gene Ontology annotation, cellular component: membrane. The transcript has 2 exons. The record is from RefSeq and is a predicted model, not a curated record. NCBI's taxonomy places the organism in Eukaryota, Fungi, Ascomycota, Eurotiomycetes, Eurotiales, Aspergillaceae. Gene Ontology annotation, biological process: carbohydrate transport; transmembrane transport. Gene Ontology annotation, molecular function: carbohydrate:proton symporter activity. Bases 1 to 1617 code for a protein of 538 amino acids.
AUGGGCUACGUGAUCGGCAAUAUCUAUGUCAUUACCACCGUGGCCGUCAUUGGCGGCGCACUAUUCGGGUUCGACAUUGCCUCGAUGUCAGCCAUUUUGGGAACGCAGCAGUACAAGUGCUUCUUCAACCAAAGUGGCGUCGGGAGCGAUGGCUCAUGUGGAGGCCCGACAUCGACAACCCAAGGAGGAAUCUCUGCUGCCAUGCCUGGAGGUUCCUUCGUCGGGGCGCUAGUUUCUGGAAUACUGACCGAUUGGCUGGGUCGACGUCUGUCCAUUCAAACGGGCUCAGUCAUUUGGUGCAUCGGUAGCGCAAUUGUGUGUUCCUCUUUUAGCAUUGCGCAGCUCGUCGUCGGUCGAUUCAUCAACGGCUUCUCCGUGGGUAUUCUCAGCGCACAGGUUCCCGUGUAUGUUGCCGAGCUUGCCCAGCCAAGUCGCCGUGGUCAGGUGGUGGGUGCACAACAGUGGGCCAUCACUUGGGGUAUUCUGAUCAUGUUCUACAUCUCCUAUGGUAGCAGCUUCCUUGCCGGAAAUGCGGCCUGGCGUCUACCAUGGGGGCUGCAGAUGAUUCCCGCCGUGUUCUUAUUUGGCAUGGUUUUCCUCCUGCCAGAAAGUCCCCGGUGGCUUGCCAAGCAUGACCGAUGGGAGGAGGCUCAUGAGGUCUUGGCUCUCGUACAUGCCAAGGGAGACAAAUCGGCAGCCUUUGUCCAGACUGAAUUGCUGGAGAUUCGUGAAAUGGUCGAGUUCGAGCGCGCCAACGCCAACACCUCAUAUCUGGACCUCUUCCGAGGAAAUAUGAUCUACCGCACGCACAUCGGAAUGUUCACCCAGAUCUGGUCACAGCUCACCGGCAUGAAUGUCAUGAUGCUGUACAUCACAUACGUAUUCGGUAUGGCAGGUCUAUCAGGCAAUGCCAAUCUGGUCGCGUCGUCUAUUCAGUACGUGAUCAACGUGGUGAUGACAAUCUUUGCUCUUCUGUUCAUCGAUCGCUGGGGAAGAAGAACACCCUUGCUGGUGGGCUCCACUCUGAUGAUGAUCUUCAUGUUCGCCAACGGUGGAAUCAUGGCAAGUUAUGGCAAGCCCGCUCCCCCGGGCGGCCUCAACAACACUCCCGAACAGUCCUGGGACUUGAGUGAUGCCCCAGCGGCGGCAAAAGGCGUAAUCGCCUGUACCUAUCUGUUCGUUGCCAGUUUUGCUCCCACCUGGGGUCCCGUUAGUUGGAUCUAUCCGCCCGAGCUAUUUCCUCUUCGCUUACGUGGUAAAGCCGUGGCCGUUUCCACUGCUUCAAACUGGAUCUUCAACUUUGCCCUUUCGUACUUUGUGCCCCCUGCCUUUGAGAAUAUCAAAUGGAAGACCUAUCUCGUCUUUGGGGUCUUCCUGUUCGCUAUGACUGUCCACGUCUUCUUUGCAUUCCCCGAGACCGCAGGCAAGACCCUGGAAGAGGUGGAGACCAUGUUCACAACCCCUGGUUUGAGGCCAUGGAAGACCAAGGUGCAAUACCGGCAGGUACGACAGCUGGAGGCUGGCGCAGUGCAGCCCGGAAAGAUGGCUGAUGCUCAUGCUGAGGCUGGAAUGGCACCGUCCGAGAAGGAACCUGCAAGUACCAGUCAUCAUGAUUGA